CCAGCCACGCCGUAAUCGUCUUUGUGCCCUCGUGCAUAGAAAGGCACAAUGUCGCUGAAACAGGAAAUCGAGACUUGGGUAGCCGCCCUGGCUCGUUAUGACAACAAUGAGUUCGACGAUGCUCUUGGCGAAUUCGACAAAAUCGGCGAUACGAGCAAGAUUCUCUUCAACAUGGGCGUUAUCCACGCCACACUGGGCGAGCAUGAGAAAGCUGUCGAGUGUUAUCAGCGAGCCAUCCGACUGGAUCAAUACCUAGCCGUCGCAUACUUCCAGCAGGGCGUUUCAAAUUUCCUGCUGGGCGACUUCGAAGAGGCUCUGGCCAACUUUAACGAUACGUUGCUGUAUCUGCGAGGUAACAGCGUGAUCGACUAUGCCCAGCUUGGCCUCCUCUUCAAGCUCUACUCGUGCGAAGUCCUGUUCAAUCGAGGAUUGUGCUACAUCUAUCUGCAGCAAAAAGAGGCUGGUAUGCAGGAUUUGGCGUAUGCCGUCAAGGAAAAAGUCGUGGAAGACCACAACGUCAUCGACGAAGCUAUUCGAGAGGAAGCUGAGGGCUAUACGGUAUUUUCUAUCCCUGUCGGAGUUGUGUAUCGACCGAACGAAGCCAAAGUCCGCAAUUUGAAAACCAAAGAUUAUCUCGGCAAGGCCAGAUUGGUUGCGGCCUCGGACCGAUCCAAUGCGUUUACCGGAUUUGCCGGCUCUGAGAUGAAGAAUGCCAAAGCAGAGGCUAAAGACGACCGACCAACCGAAAAUCUAUCUUUCGCUGCGACAAAUCUGGUCAAGCCCGGUAUUCAGUCCAGAAGACAGCAAUCCGAGCCUCCAAACAACCGUAGCAACGCUUUCCCUCCAACUCCUCCUCCUGAAAACGAUCGACCAAGCCGGGGUGCUUCUGUACGGAGCGCUGGACCGAGACCGAAUGUCGGGAAGCUCAGCAUUCAGACACAAGAGAGCAGCAGGAGGUAUGAGAAGGCAGUGUCCCCACAAGAACGAUCGAAACAACAUUCGCGAUCAGCAUCCGCCAAUCCUUCGAGGGGCUUCUCUACGAGAGAACCCCCACGAAGGCAAAGAGCUAUUGAGGAAGAGUCCCCAUAUGGCGAUGAGGGAUACGAUAUGUAUGAUGGCGGGCGAGGAAGCAAGCAGUCUCGAUCCAGACAACAGCGAUACGAUGAUGAGGACGAUGGUUCGGACUAUGAUUAUGGAUCCUUUGACGAAGGCGAAUUCGAAAUGGUAUCGAGCGUGCGACGCGGUCCUGGGUCUGUUUCCCGACCUUCCCGUGCGGCGUCGCGACGACCUGAUAUUCGGAAGAUCCGUGUCAAGGUUCACUCGGAUGAUGUGAGGUAUAUCAUGGUUGGUACAUCGAUCGAGUUCUCGGACUUUGUGGAUCGCAUCAGAGACAAAUUUGGCCUGCGAAGACGGUUCAAGAUCAAGAUGAAGGACGAAGACGUGCCAGACGACAUGAUUACGAUGGGCGACCAAGAUGACUUGGACGUGGCGAUUCAGAGCGCAAAGAGCCAAGCAAAGAGACAGAGGCUGGAUGUUGGAAAAAUGGAGAUUUGGGUUAUUGAAGUCUAGAUCGCGUUAUACCCUAUUCGAUGAUUUCGAAUAUAAGCAGAGCGAACUUUUUCUUGGUCACGAUAUCGGCCAUGACAUCUUGGCGACAUGGCUUAUCGUUUCCCCUUCUUCGGUCCUUUCAACAUCACUGCGCUUGCAACGAUGCGUCCUCAGCUGUAGAUGCUUAGACCGCUUGGUUUAUCCGAAACGACCGCGACAUUGCAAAGUGUCUUUUUUUUUUUUUCCCUCUUCUUGCCUUUUUUUUUUAUCUGUGUUUUAUUUUAGGACAUGGCGAUGGACUUUUUUCUUAUUGUACCGUUGUUUGAACGGACAACAUAAUAGGCAACCAAAACAGGAGAGCAGUGCCGCGUGGGAUGCUCAAGUGUAGGUGGAAUAAUAUAUCCUUCAGAGGAUCUGUUCUGGUUACUGUCUUAUUUUGUUUAUAUCUGCAUGUUAUUUUGUUUCUUUAUGGUGGAUGCCGGUGAGAUAGAAAGGCAGUCCCAUUAUGAGUGCAUGGAGAGCAGUGCUCUCACGCAUUCGUCUCGGGACAGUCGAGUUGGUUGCUGAAAAGAUGCUAGAUAGAAAAGAGGUGGACCCUGCGGUCAUACCUGGAGGGCACGAUGGCCCAUCUGGUUGGAAGAGUUUAGACAGCCUUGGCCUGAGGCUAUUUAUGUGCAAUGACUACCCAAUUACUACCCUUCAAGCUCUGUCUUUUCUUCUACGUGCAGCGAAUACGAAUAGCAGAUGCCGGAGCAGAGCCGUUAGUUGCAGUCUCGGCUUUGCAGACCCCUGCCCUGAGGAGGGACCAAUAGAUUUGGGCGCAGGCUUUGGCCGAUCAGAAAAUGAAGCGGUGUUAGCGUCUUGUUCCCGGAUUGAGCAGCAGUGGAGUGAUAAGCCGCAUCUGGCAGAGCAGACAGGGGACAAGACCGGAUUUUGCAGAUGCGCCUGAAGGCAGCCUUGCAGCUUUUAUAAGGACGGAACAGUCGGUAAGAGGUUUUGUUGAGAGGCUAGGCAUGGAUAUGGGACAUGGGUGCUAUGGAAGCUUCAAGAACGACCAUUUGUAUGAGAUGGGUGCUCGAAGCUUCUGCUAGGUAUCGUUGCUGCCUGAAUGAAAGAGAGAAGACAGAAGAGGUGAUGGAUGAUGAGCGUUUACGAGAGUGCUAUAAGCCAUUUCGGUUUAUAGACACCCAGAGAAUCUCUCUUCUGCCCUGCUUUCUCCGACUCCUUGUUCCUGCAUGGAAUCCUUCUCGGCUGCAUAUCCCACUGGCUGACUGGGUAGCACUGCGCGAUACUCGCACACACUCACAGCGAUCCGGCUGCUGUCAAAAUUCGUGAUGGACGCCGCCAGCUUCCUACUCCAAACUAGCAUCUGGCUCGGCGCGCGGGUACCUGGAACCGGCGCCUCUGCGUCUGCGAUCUGCGAGAUUCUGGCGCCAUGGCUGGGGGACUUGGUGUUGCAGUGGCGUGAACCUUUUGAGAAAUUUUUCUCAUCAUUUUUUCCAAACAGCACAGUAUGGUUACAAAAUAUGAGUUGGAAAGUGCACAUCGAUUCAUUUUUUCUGGGGAAGAUGUAAUUAUGGAGCGACGCGAGUCGUUUUUUCUUCCCUCUUCUACGACGGUCCGAAGAGAAAUACUGGAGACUUUGCUUGCUAUACGAACGUUAUUGGCGCGGAGGACAACCAACUUUUUUUCAGCGUGGGUACAAGCCACUAAAACGGUUUUGUUUCACCGUUGCAAAGGUUAAUGCCUUUGACGCCGUCUUUUCGCACACCAUGGACACGUCAGUUGUAAGUGUAAAUGUCUCA
Trichoderma atroviride IMI 206040 is the source of this 3353-nucleotide messenger RNA. RefSeq lists its product as uncharacterized. NCBI's taxonomy places the organism in Eukaryota, Fungi, Ascomycota, Sordariomycetes, Hypocreales, Hypocreaceae. The record is from RefSeq and is a predicted model, not a curated record. Gene Ontology annotation, molecular function: protein binding.